Aphanomyces invadans is the source of this 1005-nucleotide messenger RNA. RefSeq lists its product as hypothetical. Lineage: Eukaryota; Oomycota; Saprolegniomycetes; Saprolegniales; Verrucalvaceae. The record is from RefSeq and is a predicted model, not a curated record. The annotation marks the transcript as partial. The transcript has a single exon.
CCCCGUGGAAGAACCUGUGUUGACGCUCCCUGCACCGACUGUUGCCCGCACGCGGGACCCUGUAAACCGUCGCAUCAUCGUUCUGAUUGCCAACUACCGCGACACAAAGCGAUGCAGUGAAACGCUGGACUCGAUCUUCUCCAGAGCUGACCGCCCCGAACUCAUUGCAGUGAGCAUUUUCGACCAGCUCAACUUUGACGAAGGCGAGAAGAGGUGUUUUGAUGCGUACUGUGACCUGGUCGGUGAGGCGAACUGCAAGCGCACUGAGCGUCUUCGCCGCAACGAUACUGUCAGCUACAAAGAGGCCAAGGGACCGACUUACGGCCGGUACCAGACGGAAGAAGGCGUGGAUUUGUCCAUCGAUACGUUCGCCAUGGCGAUCGACUCGCACUUGAUCUUCAUUCCCCACUGGGACACGGACUUGGUGGGCCAGUGGGAUCGCAUUGGCAACCCCAAGGCUCUCAUCACGGUGUACCCGGACGCCACGGAGAACAUGCCGCCUGCGGGCGAAAAGCCAACGGGUGUUAUCCUAAUGUGUCACGCGCGCAUCGAAAACAACCAGCCGGACUCGAUGGUGCAGUAUAGCUCCGCCAUUCGACUGCCGUCCCCUGCGGAACCGGUGUUGAUGUCCCAGUUCGCCGGCGGGUUCAACUUUGGGUCGGCGGAGUCGGCGGUUGAAGUUCGCAACGAUCCUCACGCCGUCUAUUUGUUUCACGGCGAAGAGUACUCUCGCGUGGCGCGUUUGUUCACGUUUGGAUACGAUACGUACAUCCCGACGCACAUGUUGUGCUACCACUGGUACGAGAAGCGAAAGGGGAUGUGGGACGAAGAUUGGGCGGCGCGAUCUGUGAUUGCGAAGCGGUCGCAACGGCGUAUUCGAGCGGCGUUGGGGCUGGUGCCGUCAUCGGAUGACUACGACAAGACAGACCUGGACAAGUUUACGAUCGGGACGAAGCGCACGAUGGAGCAGUUCCGCGCGUUCUCCGGCAUCAACCCUGACGCGGC